Mesocricetus auratus (golden hamster) is the source of this 2463-nucleotide messenger RNA. Its product is annotated as vomeronasal type-2 receptor 116-like. Bases 19 to 2463 code for a protein of 814 amino acids. Lineage: Eukaryota; Metazoa; Chordata; Mammalia; Rodentia; Cricetidae. Gene Ontology annotation, cellular component: membrane. The record is from RefSeq and is a predicted model, not a curated record. Gene Ontology annotation, biological process: G protein-coupled receptor signaling pathway. Gene Ontology annotation, molecular function: G protein-coupled receptor activity. The transcript has 6 exons.
GUAUACCAGGAUGGAGAUAUGGUGAUCAGUGCCUUCUUACCACUUUAUACCUACCGCACCUCUCUACACUCUAAAGGGCCAGAGAGAACGGACAUUUCUCCACGGAUCAGUCCUCACAAGUACCAAUUUGCAAUAGCCUUGAAUUUUGCCAUUGAGGAGAUCAACAGGAACCCCCUUCUUUUACCUAAUGUGUCUCUGGGAUAUGGUAUCUACACUGCCUGGCCACAUGAUCAAGCGACAUCUUUUAAUAUCAUCUUGUGGCUCACAGGGGAGGACAAACUCAUCCCAAACUACACCUGCAGAACAGAGGAAAAAUCUAUGGCUGCAAUCACAGGAACAACAUGGGACAUUUCUUCCCUAUUUGGCACAUUUCUGGGACUUUAUAAAUAUCCAUUGCUAACCUUUGGACCAUUUGAACCAAAGCUGAAUGACCCUGUGAAGUUUCCCUCUUUGUAUCAGAUGGGUAUCAAGGACUCUUCUCUGACCUUAGGUGUGGUCUCAUUAAUGGUUCAUUUCAGAUGGAACUGGGUGGGGCUGGUCAUCUCAGAAGAAGAUAAAGUUGUUCAGUUUCUCUCAGAAUUGAUACCAGAGAUGGAAAGAAACAGAGUCUGUGUAGCCUUCAAGGCAAUGGUCCCAAUAAACUAUUUGGUCCUCAUGAGAGACUCUGGUGUCUACUAUAGGCAGAUUGUGAUGAACUCAGCAAAAAUUAUUAUCAUAUAUGGUGACACGGACUCAUCUUUAUGCGUCCUCUUCAGUAGAUGGGAAUAUGUAUUUCCAUGGAGAAUCUGGGUCUCCACUUCACAAUGGGAAGCCGUUACUGCUAUGAGACUUUUCAUUCUUGACUCAUUCCAUGGGACUCUUAUCUUUUCACAACACCAUGGUGAGAUUUCUACUUUUAAAGAUUUUGUAAAAACAGUCACCCCUUCCAAAUACCCAGAAGACAUUUUCCUUGCAAGACUGUGGAAGAUUUAUUUUAAUUGUGCACUCUCUGACAUUUCCUGUAAAGUAGAAGAAAACUGCUCAUCUAGUGGAUCAUUGGAAUGGUUACCUUGGUACCACUAUGAUACUGCCAUGAGUGAUGGAAGUUACCAUGUAUAUAAUGCUGUGUAUGCUGUGGCCCACACCCUCCACAAAAUGCUUAUGAAACAAGUAAACAUGCAAGCAAAGAAAAAUGAAGGAAGAAUGGAAUUUCCCCCCUGGAAGAUGAACCCCAUUCUGAAGAACAUUAAAUUCACGAAUUCUGGUGGGGAUCCAGUAACCUUGAAUCCCUCAGAAAAAUUGAAUGCAGAUUAUGACAUCCUGAACUUCUGGAAUUUUCCACAAGGUCUUGGAUAUAAAGUGAAAAUAGGAACGUAUUCCUCAUAUUUGCCACCUGGUCAACAAUUGUCAUUGUUGGAAGACAGGAUAGAGUGGAGCACAGGAUACAGAGAGAUUCCAAUCUCUGUAUGCAGUGAAAGUUGUGGUCCUGGAUUUAGAAAAUCUCUUCAGGAAGGCAAGGCUGUCUGCUGUUUUGAUUGCAGCCUCUGCCCUACUAAUGAAAUUUCCAAUGGAACAGAUAUGGAUCAGUGUAUGAAGUGUCCAGAUGAUCAGUAUGCCAGCACAAAACAAACACACUGCCUCCAAAGAUCUGUGACAUUUCUGGCAUAUGAAAAUCCUUUGGGGAUAACACUGGCUAUCAUGGCCCUGUGCUUGUGUACACUCACAGGACUUGUCCUUGUGGUGUUUGUAAAGCACCAAAACACCCCUGUUGUGAAGGCCAAUAACAGGACUCUCAGUUACAUCCUGCUCAUCUCCCUCACCUUCUGUUUUCUCUGCUCCUUGCUCUUCAUUGGUCAACCCAACACAGCCACCUGCAUCCUACAACAGAUCACAUUUGGAGUUGUCUUCACAGUGGCUGUGUCUACUGUCUUGGCCAAAACCAUAACUGUGGUCCUGGCCUUCAAGAUCACUACACCAGGAAGAAUGAUGACAGGCUUGCUUAAAUCAGGGGCACCCAAAUGCACCAUUCCCAUCUGUACAAUUAUACAAAUUAUCAUCUGUGGAAUCUGGCUAGGAACAUCUCCUCCCUAUGUAGACACAGAUGCACACUCUGAACAUGGUCAGAUCAUCAUUUUGUGCAAUAAGGGCUCUGUCACAGCCUUCUACUGUGUCCUGGGAUACUUGUGGGCUCUGUCCAUAGGGAGUUUCACUGUAGCAUUUUUGGCCAGGAACCUGCCAGACACCUUCAAUGAAGCCAAAUAUCUGACAUUCAGCAUGCUGGUGUUCUGCAGUGUCUGGGUCACCUUCCUCCCUGUCUACCAUAGUACUAAAGGAAAUAUCAUGGUGGCUGUGGAGGUCUUCUCUAUCUUGGCCUCCAGUGCAGGACUCCUAUGCUGUAUUUUCAUCCCCAAGUGCUAUAUCAUUCUCAUGAGACCUGAUAAGAACUCAUUAAAAGUCAUGAGAGAUAGAGUUCACUGGAAAUAA